GUAGUGAAGCGGAACGGAGGCGGUAGGGCUUUUGCCAAAUCUCGAGCCGCCUUCCUUCCCCCCUCCGUCGUCUCCGCGGCGCCUCUUCCCCCGAGCUUCCGAAACCCCGCCCCAAAACCCUAGCGCCGGCCCGCCUCCGUGAGGAUGAGCUACGCGGCGUACAAGAUGAAGCACUGGCCGACGGGCAUCGAGCACUGCGCCGCCGGCUUCAUCACCCACCGCCCCUCCGACGCCGCCGCCUUCUCCGCGCCCGCGGCGGGGCCGGCGGCCUCCUCCUCCGGGGCCGACAGCGACGCCGACUCCUCGGCCGCGGCGGCGAGGCGCCGCCUCGGCCCCACCCCCAACCUCGUCGUGGCGGCCGCCAACGUGCUGGAGGUCUACGCCGUCAGGGCCGAGGCGGCGCCCGCCGCCGAGGACGGGGCCGGCGGCGCCUCGGCCGCGUUCGACGGCAUCCUCGGGGCCCGCCUCGAGCUCGUGUGCCAUUACAGGCUCCAUGGGAACAUCGAGUCGAUGGCCGUGCUGUCGGACGGGGCGGAGAACAGGCGAGACUCGAUUGCGCUCGCUUUCAGAGACGCCAAGAUAACCUGCUUGGAAUUCGAUGACGCCAUCCAUGGACUGCGGACCAGCUCAAUGCAUUGCUUUGAGGGCCCAGAAUGGCAGCAUCUAAAAAGAGGCAGGGAAUCAUUUGCUUGGGGUCCUGUCAUCAAAUCUGACCCGCUAGGCAGAUGUGGCGCUGCACUUAUUUAUGGACUACAGAUGGCCAUUCUGAAAGCUGCCCAGGUUGGACAGAGCUUAGUGGGAGAAGAUGAACCUACACGUGCACUGAGUUCUAGUGCUGUCCGUGUCGAGUCAUCAUAUUUGAUUGACUUACGAGCUUUAGAGACAAAUCAUGUCAAAGAUUUUACAUUUGUACAUGGUUAUAUUGAGCCUGUAUUGGUCAUACUACAUGAGCGAGAGCCUACCUGGGCUGGGCGUAUCUCAUCAAAGCACCAUACAUGUAUGAUAUCAGCAUUUAGUAUAAGCAUGACACUGAAGCAACACCCAGUGAUAUGGUCUGCUGCUAACCUACCGCAUGAUGCAUACCAAAUUCUUUCUGUGCCUCCACCUAUUGGCGGUGUUCUUGUCGUCUGUGCAAAUUCUAUCCACUAUCAUAGUCAGUCCACUUCUUGUUCCCUUGCCCUCAACAAUUUUUCAUCACAGCCAGAUGGCAGUCCAGAAAUUCCUAAAAUAAAUUUCCAUGUGGAGCUUGAUGCAGCUAAAGCAACAUGGUUAUCCAAUGAUAUUGUAAUGUUCUCGACAAAGACUGGAGAAAUGCUGUUACUUACAGUUGUUUACGAUGGCAGAACUGUGCGAAGAUUAGAUCUUAUGAAGUCAAAAGCAUCUGUCAUCAGUUCGGGUGCUACGACUAUUGGAAGUUCAUUCUUCUUCCUUGGUAGCCGUUUGGGAGACAGCCUUCUUGUGCAAUAUUCCUGUGGUGUGGCAACAUCUGCCUUACCAGAUCUAAUAGACGAGCGGUCUGGUGAUAUUGACGGCGACCUGCCGUUUUCGAAGCGCCUGAAGAGGGUGCCUUCUGACAUUUUACAGGAUGUGACCAGUGUUGAGGAACUUUCUUUUCAGAAUAACAUGCUGCCAAACAGUACAGAGUCAGCACAGAAAAUCUCAUAUGUCGUGAGAGAUAAGUUGAUCAAUGUUGGCCCUCUGAAAGAUUUUUCGUAUGGUUUAAGAGUCAAUGCAGAUGCCAAUGCAACAGGAAAUGCAAAGCAAAGCAAUUAUGAGUUGGUGUGCUGUUCUGGUCAUGGAAAGAAUGGAUCACUUUCUGUCCUACAACAAUCUAUUCGCCCUGAUUUAAUUACUGAGGUGGAAUUACCAAGUUGCAGAGGUAUUUGGACAGUGUACUAUAAGAGUUCCCGUGCACAUACCACUGAAGAUAAUGAAUAUCAUGCAUAUCUGAUAAUAAGUCUAGAGGGCCGGACCAUGGUAGAUCGUAUUGAAGUCCCCACACAGAAGCCAAAGGCCGGCAUAGGGGAUGGUCCCAAAAUGACAGGUUUUUGGGAAUCAAGGAAUUUUAGGGUACUUGAGACAGGUGAUGAUCUAGGAGAAGUUACUGAAACAGUUGAUUAUUAUGUUCAAGGGGCAACCAUUGCUGCUGGUAACUUGUUCGGAAGGCGGCGUGUCAUACAGGUAUACGCCUCAGGUGCUCGUGUGCUUGAUGGUUCUUUCAUGACACAAGAGCUAAACUUUACUGCGCAUUCUUCAGAAUCUUCAUCGUCAAGUUCUGAGCCUCUUGGAGUGGCAUCUGCUUCCAUUGCAGAUCCAUACGUUCUUUUGAAGAUGGUUGAUGGAACUAUUCAACUUCUUGUAGGAGAUCAUUCUACUUGUGCUCUUUCUAUCAGUGUUCCCAGUAUUUUUACAAGCUUAAGUGAAAAAAUAUCUGCAUGUACACUUUAUCGUGACAGAGGUCCUGAACCAUGGCUGAGAAAGACACGUAGUGAUGCAUGGCUAUCUAGUGGUAUUGCAGAACCGGUUGAUGGCGGUGGUAGUUCAUCUCAGGAGCAGUCUGAUAUAUACUGCAUCAUUUGUUAUGAAAGUGGUAAACUAGAAAUUUUUGAAGUGCCUAGUUUCAGAUGUGUUUUCUCUGUGGAAAGUUUCUUGUCUGGUGAGGCUCUUUUGGUUGAUGCAAAAGGAAGACAGGAUGACACUAAAGUUUCUCUAAAGAAAGAAGCAGCGGAUAGCAUUCGGGUAGUUGAGCUUGCAAUGCAUAGAUGGUCUGGCCAGUUCAGUCGCCCAUUCCUUUUUGGUUUAUUGAACGAUGGGACAUUUUUGUGCUACCAUGCUUAUUGCUAUGAAGGCUUGGAGAGUAAUGUGAAAGACAAUUCAUUUUCACCUGCUGGUUCUGUGGAUCUUGCCAGUGCCAGUGAUUCAAGACUAAAAAAUUUGAGAUUUCGCCGAAUUUCUGUUGACAUUACAUUACGAGAAGACAUAUCAAGUCUUGCACGACCGAGAAUCACAAUUUUUAACAAUGUUGGAGGUUAUGAGGGAUUGUUUCUUAGUGGCACGAGGCCAGUCUGGGUUAUGGUUUGUCGACAACGAUUUCGGGUGCAUCCACAGUUAUGUGAUGGUCCCAUUGAAGCCUUUACUGUUCUCCACAAUGUAAACUGUUGUCAUGGGCUUAUAUAUGUUACAUCACAGGGUUUUCUGAAGAUAUGUCAACUGCCCGAAGCAUAUAACUAUGACAACUACUGGCCUGUCCAAAAGAUCCCUUUGCAUGGUACCCCUCAUCAGGUUACAUAUUAUGCCGAGCAGUCUCUGUAUCCACUUAUCGUGUCUGUUCCUGUUGUUCGCCCCCUAAAUCAAGUUCUGUCAAUUAUGGCUGAUCAAGAUUUGGUUCAUCACAUGGAUAAUGAUGCUACAAGUGCCGAUGACCUGCAAAAAACGUAUACUGUUGAGGAAUUUGAAGUUCGCGUAUUAGAGUUGGAGAAACCUAGUGGACGUUGGGAGACAAGGUCCACUAUUCCGAUGCAAUCGUUUGAAAAUGCUCUGACUGUGCGCAUUGUUACAUUGCAUAACACAACCACCAAGGAAAAUGAAACCCUGAUGGCCAUUGGGACUGCUUAUGUUCAAGGGGAGGACGUAGCUGCCAGAGGACGGGUGCUUCUGUUCUCUUUCACUAAAAGUGAAAAUUCUCAAAAUCUGGUAACUGAAGUCUACUCAAAAGAGAGUAAAGGCGCCGUAUCAGCUGUUGCGUCACUUCAAGGUCAUCUGCUGAUAGCUGCUGGUCCAAAGAUCACAUUGAGCAAAUGGACUGGUUCUGAAUUGACCGCUGUUGCAUUCUAUGAUGCUCCUUUGCAUGUUGUGAGCUUGAACAUUGUCAAAAAUUUUGUUUUGUUUGGCGAUAUCCAUAAAAGCGUAUAUUUUCUUAGCUGGAAGGAGCAAGGUUCUCAAUUGACUCUGCUUGCAAAAGAUUUUGGAUCUCUAGAUUGCUUUGCAACUGAGUUCUUAAUUGAUGGAAGCACACUGAACCUUGCAGUUUCUGACUCUGAUAAAAAUUUGCAGAUCUUCUACUAUGCUCCCAAAAUGGUGGAGAGCUGGAAGGGGCAGAAGCUCCUUUCCAGAGCAGAGUUCCAUGUUGGAGCCCAUCUGACCAAGUUUAUGAGGCUGCAGAUGCUUCCCGCUCCAGGAUUGGCAUCUGAGAAGACGAAUCGUUUUGCCCUUCUUUUUGGUACUUUGGAUGGUGGUAUUGGAUGCAUUGCGCCUAUUGAUGAGUUGACAUUCCGCCGGCUUCAGAGCUUACAGAGGAAGCUUGUAGAUGCCGUCCCCCACGUGUGUGGCCUGAACCCAAGAUCAUUCAGGCAGUUCAAAUCCAACGGGAAGGCACAUCGUCCUGGACCAGAUAACAUCAUUGACUUUGAGCUUCUUGCACACUAUGAGAUGCUAUCGUUGGAAGAGCAGCUUGACAUCGCACAGCAGAUUGGGACUACCCGUGCGCAGAUCCUUUCCAACUUUGCGGAUAUUUCGCUAGGCACGAGUUUCCUGUGAAUUAAAGUAUGGGCGAUCAAUGUUGGAUCUAACACCAUGAUACAGAUCGAAAAGCUAGCGGUGCAUGGAUGACGCUUGUCGAUUUUUGGUAACUCCGGUGACAUAUGUACGAUAGGAUUAAAUGCUGGCCAGUUUGAUCUUUGUGAGUAAAUUAUAACCACCUUACCGCGUACAUAUGAUUAGCACUUGGAAGCGCAUUGUAAAUGGCCAUGGUGGUUGAUUUCUUUCUAAUUAGUGGCCGUUGAGCUUCUUGCAUUGUCCUUCCUGACCAUGCCCCUGGUGACUGUAAUGUACGUGUACUAUCUUAAUGGCUUGCGAUACAAAUUUCACUGUCA
Triticum aestivum (bread wheat) is the source of this 4871-nucleotide messenger RNA. RefSeq names its product probable cleavage and polyadenylation specificity factor subunit 1. Lineage: Eukaryota; Viridiplantae; Streptophyta; Magnoliopsida; Poales; Poaceae. The record is from RefSeq and is a predicted model, not a curated record. Gene Ontology annotation, molecular function: nucleic acid binding; protein binding. The coding region runs from base 145 to 4536 and encodes 1463 amino acids. The transcript is spliced from 27 exons. Gene Ontology annotation, cellular component: nucleus.